UUAAUCGUCCGGAGCCGGCUCUCACAUAUAUAGUCUCUCUCCACAAAACUCAAAAACUUAACGAAAUUAGGGUUUCCAGAACCACGUAACCAAUCUAAAAGCUGCACUCAGAUCUAACCUCGCUUGUUCCCUUCGAUCUCCGACAAUGGCUUCUCAAAUGAGCAAAAAACGAAAGUUUGUGGCUGAUGGAGUGUUCUUUGCGGAGCUGAACGAAGUGUUGACACGCGAGCUAGCUGAGGAUGGAUACUCUGGGGUGGAGGUCAGGGUUACUCCGAUGAGGACCGAGAUCAUCAUCCGAGCCACUCGAACUCAAAACGUUCUUGGUGAGAAAGGUAGAAGGAUACGAGAGUUGACAUCGGUGGUACAGAAACGGUUCAAGUUUCCGGAGAACAGUGUAGAGUUGUACGCUGAGAAGGUGAACAAUAGGGGGCUUUGUGCUAUUGCUCAGGCUGAGUCACUUCGCUACAAGCUGCUCGGUGGUCUGGCUGUUCGAAGGGCCUGCUAUGGUGUCCUGAGAUUUGUCAUGGAGAGUGGGGCUAAGGGUUGCGAGGUCAUUGUUAGUGGGAAACUGAGGGCACAGCGUGCUAAAUCAAUGAAGUUCAAGGAUGGGUACAUGAUAUCCUCCGGUCAGCCGGUGAAUGAAUACAUUGACUCUGCUGUCAGACAUGUUCUUCUGAGACAGGGAGUGAUUGGUAUCAAGGUUAAGAUCAUGCUCGGUUGGGAUCCCAAGGGAAAGCAGGGCCCCACCACUCCCCUGCCUGAUCUUGUUACAAUUCAUACUCCCAAGGAGGAAGAAGAAUACAUCAGGCCAGCAAUGGUGGCAACUGAUAUUGAGGUCCCAGCCCUAGGAGAAAAUUUCCCAGUUCCAGUUCCAGUUAUGUAGAGCUGCUCUCUUUAAACCAGUUCCUAGUGCUAUAUAUCUUUUGGAUAUUUGGAUGCUUGUAAUAUUUUUUUUUUGACUAGUGGUUGGUAAUGGGGAAGACAUCUGAGAAAUUUUCAUCUAUAAUUUUCCUGUAUCUGUUUGAUUUCCAGUAAUGAAAUGAGAGUUGUUUUGACCGUGAA
This is a messenger RNA of Ilex paraguariensis (yerba mate), 1062 nucleotides long. The record is from the annotation of a GenBank genome assembly. Lineage: Eukaryota; Viridiplantae; Streptophyta; Magnoliopsida; Aquifoliales; Aquifoliaceae.